AUGGUCUCUGCCAAGUCAGUCACGUUGUUCGGCAGUAUGCUGCUGGGCAACGUCAUGGGCGCCGACAACAUGGGCCCUGCCGCCUUCCUCUGGCCUCCAGACCGUGAGUGGUCCGCCGACGCCGACAACACGGCCCCUUGUGGAUCCACCAACGGCCCCGGUGUCCGCACCGAGUUCCCUCUCGUGAACGGCAAGCUCGCCCUCGUCACCCAGGACGUCACCCGCUCCGUCCACCUGAGUGUCUCUUACGAGAACGACCCCAAGUCCGUCUCCGACUUUGAGACCUUCCUCGGCCCCAGCGAGGUCGGCAGCCUCGACCUCGGCCACACCUGCGUGACGGUCCCCAGCGCGCCCGAGGGGACCGCCGCCGGCUCCAACGCCACCUACCGCAUGCUCUACGUCUCCAACUUUGAGUCGGACGAGUCCAAGCGCGAGACCUACUACGCCUGCGCCGACGUCACCUUCGUCGAGGUCUUUGCUGCCUCCAUCCCCUGCUUCAAUGCCACCGUCAGUGACCCGGACGUCGACGUUGACACCACCGUCAACGUCACCACCACCGACUCGGGCGGCAACACACCCCACACGGCCGCCGACUUCACCGCAGCCGACUCCAAGAGCUCCGGUCUCUCCAAGGGCGCCAUCGCCGGCGCCGCCGUUGGCUCCGUUGCUGGUGUCGCCCUGCUUGCUCUCGCUGGGUUCUUCUUCUGGCGUAAGAAGGCUGCCAAGAAGGACGCCGUUACUGAGCCUAUGCAGCAGCGCUGGGAUGCUGAAAAGGCCGUCAGUGAGACGUCUUCCGUCAACAGCCGUCCCUAA
Messenger RNA from Colletotrichum orchidophilum, 813 nucleotides. RefSeq names its product WSC2 protein. The coding region runs from base 1 to 813 and encodes 270 amino acids. Lineage: Eukaryota; Fungi; Ascomycota; Sordariomycetes; Glomerellales; Glomerellaceae. The record is from RefSeq and is a predicted model, not a curated record. The transcript is spliced from 4 exons.